Pseudopodoces humilis (Tibetan ground-tit) is the source of this 1149-nucleotide messenger RNA. The record is from RefSeq and is a predicted model, not a curated record. NCBI's taxonomy places the organism in Eukaryota, Metazoa, Chordata, Aves, Passeriformes, Paridae.
GGAGUGUGGCCGGAGCGGCGGCGCGGGCAGGUGGGUGCGCGGCGGGGCCGCUGCGGGGGGAACGGGCACGGGCGGGCCGCGGCCGCGGGGCCCCACCCGCCGCCCCGGCCGCGUCUCGAGAAGGCGGAGAACGACGGGGGGAAGUGUCGGUGCUUCACGGGGUCCGGCGCUCCGUUGAUACUAGCGGCGGAAGGGUGCCGAGGGAACCCACCUGACUGACCUUCUCCCACGCUUGGCUUCUGGAGUCUUAUUUUCUUGGCCAUGGCUACUUCUGAUAUCCAGGUGAAGGAGCUGGAGAAGCGAGCCUCUGGGCAGGCCUUUGAGCUGAUCCUCAGCCCCCGCUCGAAAGAAGCUGUGCCAGAAUUCCCUCUGUCUCCCCCAAAGAAGAAGGAUGUGUCGUUGGAAGAGAUCCAGAAGAAGUUGGAAGCGGCAGAGGAGAGACGCAAGUCCCACGAGGCAGAGGUGCUGAAGCAGCUGGCGGAGAAGCGGGAGCACGAGAAGGAGGUGCUGCAGAAAGCCAUCGAGGAGAACAACAACUUCAGCAAAAUGGCAGAGGAGAAGCUGACCCACAAAAUGGAAGCCAACAAAGAGAACCGUGAGGCACAAAUGGCUGCCAAGCUGGAGCGCUUGCGGGAGAAGGACAAGCAUGUGGAAGAGGUUCGAAAGAACAAAGAAGGCAAAGAUCCCGGUGAGGCCGAGACCGACUGACUCCAUUCUGGAAACUGACUCUCCCCCUCCUCCAAAUAUCCAAAGACUGUACUGGCCAGUGUUUUAUCUUUGGUUUUUGUUCGGUUAUAUAUAUAUUUUUUUUUUAAGUUUCUUAGAAACUGAUGUAGAACUGUAAAAUUAGAUCCAAACUGUACACUUGCUUUGGGGGCUAGAGGGGAGACCUUCCAUGUGUCACUUUUCUAAAGUGUUGUAUUUCCAGUGUAGCUUUUUCUUCUUGUUGCAUCCUUUUCUACGCCAGUGCACUCGCUCUUGGGUUGAUGGCGAGUACUGUUUCAGCUCUGUAAGAACUUUGUGCAAGGAAUCUGUAGUAACUGUUCCACGCUGAAUAUCUGUUACACUUCAAACAAAAAUCUCUGACUGUCCAGUCUGCUAAAAUCCUGCUGUAACCGAGUGACUCAAUAAAGCUGCACAGUGCUGUUA